Molecule: messenger RNA, 420 nt
Organism: Dibothriocephalus latus
Lineage: Eukaryota; Metazoa; Platyhelminthes; Cestoda; Diphyllobothriidea; Diphyllobothriidae
Source: the annotation of a GenBank genome assembly
AUGGAUACAAAGCGCACACUCCGGGAGAAACUCGCACCCACAAUUCCUUGUCAGUCGGCUCUGGAUCUUAUCGACAAAUUGCUUGUCUGUGAUCCUAGCAAACGGUUAGAUGCAGAUCAGUCUCUUGCUCACGAGUUCUUCCAAGAGGAGCCUCUACCAGGUGACCUCUCCUGCCUUUCCUCCAGUGGCAUCUCCUUCCUCGAAUAUCUUAGCCAGGCCCAUCGGUCGCGCAACGUUGCCGCAGUGGCUGCCCACAUGAACAAUUUUCGUUCUGCAGGCCCGCAAAAUUUCCGUGGCCGUGGUGGCGUAUUGCCCGGUGGAUUGAGUGGUGCGAUGAACGGUGCCGCCAAUGCUUUUCGAUACCGCGGUCUUCCGCCCGAUCCGGAUAAUAGCAACAUCAAUUUUGAUCGCAUUUACUAA